CAAUGCUGCAACUCACUAAGUCAACGGCUUGGUGACAAAGAAUACUUUUUCGGCACCCCCACUCCUCUAGACGCUCUGGUAUACGGUCACGUGCGUGCCCUACUCUGCGCACGGGGCCCUCGUGCUGGAGUCAUAAUAAAGCCUGUCACAGGUGCUUUGUUGCGACAUGUUAUGCGUAUGACCCAGUUGAUUGGAAUGCCACUUACGCCCCAGGAAGAUUACCUUCUUAAUCAAGCGUUCACCAUAUCCCGUCGUCGCUUCUCUCCGGAGCGAAGCAAUUCUGAUCGAUGCACACGUAUACCUCGCUCGAGGAUGUCGUUGCGUAAUCAGAGUAAGGAAAAUAUCGUGUCCAAAGAUAUUUUUGGUUUCAAACCAUUCGCAAGCAAAAAAAUAAUAAUAAUGACAUCUCGUGAAGGCAAUAUCACUUGUCAAUACAGCCUUCCACACAAAUUUGGAUCUACACCUAUGAAUCCAGGGGACUAUAAUUUCGCUGUCGACAUUAUCGAGGAUGUACUCGACAAAGUUAAUGAAAUGAUAGUUGACGAAUUUACGGAGAAACACGAUGGUGACACAGAGAAGAAUGGCUUCGAAGUUAUUGCCUUUCCUAGUAAUUUGAACGAUGAGGGUAAUAAGAGUGAUUCUUUUGGGCCUAAUGAGGAACAGGCGCUUGAAACAAAUUUGUCUGUCGAAGAUGGUCUUGAAGACGUAAUCCAAAUAAUAAACGACGAGGAAACGACAUACAGUGAAGGUCUCAUAGGGGACAAGCAUUUAACGGAGGCAAUGUUUCAAGAAAAUGAAUUUGCUUUGGUAACUGUAGAAGAGCCUCCUAUAGUUUUAACAGCUAAGUUUAGCUCUGAGUCCAGGAGUUCCAGGAAAAGUGCCUUAAACGAGGAAUUAAAAGACAACUUAGACGUAACAGAAUGCAGUGAUGUUACUACAGAUACUAACAAAACGCACGAGACCAAAUCUUCGUCGAUCAUAUCAGACUUAAGAACACAAAUAAUGCCAGACGACGGGGAGAUUAAUGUGGAGAGCCUUCUGAACUACUUGCGGAAGAAGAACGCUGCAUACGACGUCUUAUCAGAGGCGGAUAUUGAUUAAUAUGAUUUUUUAAACAUUUCACAUACGUACUAGACACAGACAACUGCGGUAAUUUCGCACGCUUUUUCACAUCUGUUUCCGUUUCUGCUUCCGCGACUUUUAUAUCGGAACUUUAUAACGUUCGCGAUGGAUCAGGCGCGUGCGCGUAAUGCUUGGCAGUGGAACGCGUGGGUCUUAGCAGUUGUGUGUUGUGUCCAAACCAAACAUGAACCCUGUUUGGAAUUACUUCCGUUAUGACACUUCCGUUGCAUCACUAGUUACCUCGUUGAUAUUUCUCUUGAACUUCAGAUACACAAAGCAGGCGGCUUUCGAGCUUUGACGGUUACGGCUCCCAAUGCUUUGAUGUCUGCUAUCGGUCAAUAAGCCAAUAAACCAAAAUAAAAUCCGCGUAUAACUAUAAUAUGCUCACUUCUAAACCCGUGAAUUUAGGAAUAAUCAACCUGGGUUAAACUUUAAUACAUAAAAGUGUAGAUAUCAACUUUGAAUACGUAAUCAUAGGUAACUUGAGUAUUGCUGUCUCGCUCUUAAACGAACUUGUCUCUGUCUUAGGGAGGUGUUUAAUAAACGUAUUAGAGUCUAUAAUUUGGGCGCCUUAUGUUUGGGCUAGGUAUCCCUACCUUCGACCAUAGACGAAAACGUUCAGAAACUUGAUCUCGUGUAGAGUAAACCCUUAAUAAAAUAAAGGAAUAAUAUUUAAUACUUUUUUUAAAGAAAUCCAUUGACUAUUUUAUCACAUUUUCAAAUUUUGAAUGUAUAAUGGUACAAUACUUAUCACCAAAAUAAUGAUCUCCGUUUUUAAAAAAAUAUUGACUACGGAAAUGGCAUGAAAGGUCGGCAAUUGUCCAGAAACAGCUGCCAUUUGUAAAUUGAUCAUGGAUGCUCACUACGUCUAGGGCGAUAUGGAUAAAAAUAAUAUACGGUACGUUGCGUUAUAAUUUUAGCCUCGCAUUUCGGCAUUACAAUUUCUUUCAAGCAGAGAUAACUGAACUACGCACUGAACAGGUUAUAUUAAUCUAAAAGCGCUGUCUAGUAUACUAAAAGUAGUAUUGCAUACACAAUUAACCAAUCAGAGGGCCUAUAUUAGUGUAAGAACGAGACAGAUGUAUUGAUAUCUCGCUUGUAUAAAGAUUGUCGCGCAGAACAAAAUUUGCAGUCGGGCGUAACGUAUGCAGCUACAAUGACACAUCAUACCUAAAAUGCAAUAACCAUUGACAAUGUACGACAAGUAAUUUGAAACCUAAUUGAAUCGUAUUAAAUCACAUCGUGUUUUACAUCUUGUAUGUAUUCUAUUUGAAUGAAACACCGCAUAUUUUGUUCCAAAUCUUAUUUAAUAAAAU
Messenger RNA from Hyposmocoma kahamanoa, 2438 nucleotides. RefSeq lists its product as uncharacterized. The coding region runs from base 172 to 1101 and encodes 309 amino acids. The record is from RefSeq and is a predicted model, not a curated record. Lineage: Eukaryota; Metazoa; Arthropoda; Insecta; Lepidoptera; Cosmopterigidae. The transcript is spliced from 7 exons.